This is a messenger RNA of Schizosaccharomyces osmophilus, 2439 nucleotides long. RefSeq names its product TOG/XMAP215 microtubule plus end tracking polymerase Alp14 (gene alp14). The coding region runs from base 1 to 2439 and encodes 812 amino acids. Gene Ontology annotation, cellular component: centrosome; spindle pole; microtubule plus-end. Gene Ontology annotation, biological process: mitotic spindle organization; microtubule polymerization; establishment or maintenance of microtubule cytoskeleton polarity. Gene Ontology annotation, molecular function: microtubule plus-end binding; microtubule plus end polymerase activity. Lineage: Eukaryota; Fungi; Ascomycota; Schizosaccharomycetes; Schizosaccharomycetales; Schizosaccharomycetaceae. The record is from RefSeq and is a predicted model, not a curated record. The transcript has a single exon.
AUGAGUCAGGACCAGGAAGAAGAUUACACAAAGUUAUCUUUGGAAGCGCGAAUUACACAUAAAGUCUGGAAGGCUCGGUUGGGUGCUUAUGAAGAAUUGAGUAAAAACUUUUCUCUUUCUGGCUCUCCAACAGAUCCUUGCUUCGAUCUUUGGGCCCGUCAACCUGAUUUAUGGAGAUCUGUCCUUGCAGACAGCAAUGUCGCAGCUCAAGGAGCAGGCGUUACUGCUUUCGUAUCGUUCUGUAAAUUUUCGGACCCAUCUUACAUCGUUAAAUGUAGAGAACUUGCUGCUGCUGCUAUAUCAGAAAAAUGCCUUACUUCUCGAGCUUCUACAAAAUCCGAUGCUGUUGAAGCCUUGAUGUUGAUGGUUGAAGUCGAUACAGCAAAUCCUGUAAUUGAUGCCCUUCUUUCUUCCUUAUCUGCACGAUCUCCUAAAGUUAUAACUGCUAACGUGUCGGCUAUUGCUGACUUGGUCGAGCAAUUUGGUACGAAAAUAAUUCAACCGAAACCAAUCGUCGCACAGUUAAAAUCGAUGUUUGGACACGCUGAUAAAAAUGUACGUCAAGAAACGUUUCGAUUAACCGUCAAUUUGUUUCGCUGGAUUGGGGAGCCUUUAAAAUUAUCAAUUUUUGGAGAAUUGAAACCAGUUCAGGUGAAAGAGCUUGAAAGCUCGUUUUCGAAAUUACCUACUGAUCCACCCAAACAACAGCGCUUGUUGAGGAGUCAAGUUUCUGAGCAAACGGAAACUGCUGAAGAUAACGAAAAAGGCAAUGGCGGCGAAAUCAAUGAGGAACCAAACCUUCAAGAGGAAGAAGAUGAAUUAGAUUUAAUAGAGGAGGUGGACGUUAUUCCCAAAAUUGAUCCCAACUUGGAAACCGUAAUGUCCUCGACAAAGUGGAAAGAGCGUAAGGAAGCUCUUGACGCACUCGUCCCAGUCCUUAGUCAACCAAGAAUUAAGGAAGGAGAUUUCUUCGGUUUGGUUGCAUUAUUAUCUAAAUCCAUUGUGAAAGAUGCCAACGUUAUGGUCGUAAUGAAUGCAGCGAAUUGUAUAACGGUAUUAGCUAAAGGACUACGUUCAAACUAUUCUAAGUACGCCAUUACUUCAGUUCAAGCACUUUUGGAACGAUCAAAAGAAAAAAAGCAAAAUGUUGUAGAAACAUUGUCUUCAGCAAUGGAUGCUGCUUGUGACACGAUACCCUUUAAUGAUGUUAGUGAACCCAUUUGCGCUUUCUCUAAUAACAAAAAUCCUCAGAUUAAAAUUGCUUGCUUUACUCUUUUAACCCGCUGUUUUCGUAAAGUGCCUCAAUAUCCUUCCAAGUCUAGCGUUGAAUUAUGCGCCAAAUCUUGUGUUCCGGGAGUUUCAGACACAUUCGAGCCAGUGCGUUCUUCAGCAGCCGAAGCCCUUGGAACUCUCAUGAAAUUGGUAGGAGAGCGCCAGUUAGCAAUACACAUGGAAUCUUUGGACGAAAUACGAAAAUCAAAAAUUAUGUCCUUUUUUGAGUCUGCUAUAGUUAAGGCCAAGGCACCCUCAAAAACGAAGCCGGCACCCACAGCUCCAAUUAAGAAGUCUGAUACUAAGCCAGGUUCACCUCCGAAACUGGAAACAGCUAAAAACCCUCCCUUGUCUACAUCCUCUGCUUCGACUGUAUCAGCUUCCCCGAAAAAGAAGACGAAUAAUGAGAAACUUUCUUUAAACAUGGAGAAAUCAAACGCGUUCGAAAAUGGCCCUUUAAUGCCAAGGCCUACAACUAGACCGGUCGCGCGUGGCCUUUCUCGCAAUUCACCACUUUUAAAUAAGCCCGCUCUGAAAUCGACAUCACCGCUACCUGCGGGAACCAUAAAUCAAACGGUACAAGGAAUAAAAAACAUGGAAUUAGACGAUGCAGCACAUCAGCCUACAAAACAUUCAAAGACAUCCCCAAGUCACCUAGAACUGAAAGAAAACAAUGGCGGCUCAUUCGAAGAAAUCGCUUCUUUAAAUGAAGAGAAUGAGGAGCUGAAAAUACUAUUAUCUCUCGAAAGAGAAGAAAAAACUCGUUUACAAAGAGAGUUGGCCGAAGUUAAGAAGGAACUGAGUACGAUUCGUGAUUUGCAGCCUUCGUCUCCUUUGAAUGAUCGAAGAUCUGCUUUUUUACGAAGAGCUAAUUCCGAAAUGUUAGAUGCAUCGACAGGACCAAGCAAUCGCAUUGACCUUUUGCAAUCUCCGUUAGGAAGAGCAAGGCCAUUAAGUUCUACAGGCUUUACCCAACACUCACCACUGGCACUUUCUAAAUCAGGAAAUAAUUUUUCGUUUCAGAAAGAUCCUCCAAAGCAGCCAUUUUCACCUCGCUCAAAUACGAAUGCUGAGUGGAGUAAAGCAAUUGAUUUAACAACGAGGUUGAAACAAAAAAUCACUGAAAUGAAACAAACGGAUAUCAGACAUCAGGGAACGAUUCAUUAA